Messenger RNA from Quercus lobata, 2457 nucleotides. Its product is annotated as receptor-like protein EIX1. NCBI's taxonomy places the organism in Eukaryota, Viridiplantae, Streptophyta, Magnoliopsida, Fagales, Fagaceae. Gene Ontology annotation, molecular function: protein binding. The transcript has a single exon. The coding region runs from base 1 to 2457 and encodes 818 amino acids. The record is from RefSeq and is a predicted model, not a curated record.
AUGGAGUUCAGUUUGAGUGGCGCGAUUCGGUGCAUGGACAGCGAGCGUGAUGCUCUUCUCACGUUUAAAGGAGGCUUUAGGAGUGGUUUAGACCGCUUCUCUUCAUGGAAGGCCGAAGAAGAUUGUUGCAAAUGGAGAGGAGUUGGAUGUGACAACGUAACAGGUCAUGUGACCAAACUUGAUCUCCACAGUCCAGACCCAUUCGACAUAUUGCAAGGUGAGAUUAGUCAAUCUUUGCUUCAUCUACCAUAUCUGAGAUCCCUAGACUUGAGUCAAAAUAAUUUCUACUCUAUUCCAAUUCCAGAGUUUAUUGGUUCUCUUCAGUGUAUAAAAUAUCUCAACCUAUCUAAUGCCACUUUCCGAGGACCCAUUCCUAGUAGUCUUGGGAACCUCUCACACUUGGAGUCUCUGGAUUUGAGUGGAAAUGGAUAUUCUUCUUUAAGAGCCGAAAACCUCAAUUGGGUUUAUGGUCUUUCUUUUUUGAAAGUUCUUGAUUUGAGUGGUGUUGAUCUUAGCAAUGCAGAGGUUUGGCUCGAAUCAAUAAAUAUGCUAAGUUCUCUAGUAGAGUUACGUUUAUUUUAUUGUAUGCUUCACAAGCUUCCUCAAUAUGUGCAUCAUGUGAAUUUUGCCUCUCUUAAAAUCCUCGAUCUCUCGGAUAAUAAUUUCAAUUCUAAAAUAUCAGAUUGGUUGUUUAAAAUUGGCCAUAGUGUAGUUUACCUUAAUCUUUCAAGAUGUCAGUUACAAGGUCUGAUCCCAGAUGCUUUUGGGAACAUGACUUCUCUCACCUCUCUUGAUCUUUCGAGGAAUGAUCUCAAAGGUCCAAUACCACUAACUUUCGGCAUGUUUGAAAAAGAAAGUCAGCUUAACAAAUCUUCCUCACUGAGAGAGUUGUAUCUUUACGACAAUCAAUUGAACGGGUCCUUAGAGCAAAGUCUUGUGCAACUCUCUCAACUUGUUGCCUUGAAUGUGGCUGGGAAUGACUUGGAGGGUAACAUCACGGAAGCUCACUUAAAAAAUUUCAGUAGUCUGCGGGUGCUAGAUCUUUCAGAAAACCGGUUGGUGUUGAAUGUGAGUUCAAACUGGAUUCCACCCUUUCAACUUGAAACCAUAGGGUUGAGGUCUUGCCUACUAGGCCCAAAAUUUCCACAGUGGCUUCGAUCACAAAAUAAUUAUUCUUUCAUUGAUAUCUCCCAUGCCAGUAUUGUAGAUGUCGUGCCAGAUUGGUUUUGGAACCUCUCUUCCAGGGUCAAGCAUAUGGAUUUGUCUUUCAAUGAGCUCAAAGGAAAUGUGCCAGAUUUUUCAUCGCAACUCCAACUUUCACUACUGGAUUUGAGUCACAAUUACUUUAGGAGUCGCCUGCCUCACUUCUCCGUCAGCUUGAGAACACUGGCUCUAGCAGAAAAUUCAUUUUUUGGAUCAAUUUCGCACUUAUGUGGAAUAUUGUCUGCAGAUAACUCUCUAGGUUAUUUGGAUCUAUCUUCAAAUAAUUUAUCAGGAGAGAUUCCAGACUGUUGGAAAUAUGAGCAGAAUUUGGUCAUUCUAAACUUAGCUAAUAACAAUCUAUCUGGACAAAUUCCCAACUCAAUUGGCCAAUUAAUAAAUCUGAAGACCCUGAGAUUGGACGACAAUAGUCUUUCUGGAGAAGUGACUUUAUCAUUGAAGAAUUGCAUUGCCUUGAGAGCUCUAGGCCUUGCUCGCAACAAGUUAUCAGGUAACGUACCGGCAUGGAUUGGUGAAAAUUUACAAAACCUGAUGAUUCUUGAAUUGCGGUCUAAUACAUUCAGUGGGCAUAUUCCCUUUCAGAUGUGCCAACUGAAAUAUUUGAGAAUUUUGGAUCUUUCUUUAAAUAAGUUGUCUGGAACUAUUCCAAGAUGUGUCUUUUUUGGCAUGGCUAAGGAAACUCUUUCCUUAAUCUAUUAUCCUUACACAACCUAUUCUGAAGGUUUCAUACUCUCAACCAAAUCUAGGGAGUUGAAGUACCAAGGAAUUCUUCCUUUUGUAACAUUACUUGACCUUUCUUCCAAUAACUUAUCGGGAGAAAUUCCUGAGGAAGUUAUGAGCCUUGUCGGAUUGUGGUCUUUGAAUUUGUCAAGAAAUCAUCUGGUCGGACCUAUCCCACCAAACAUCGGUGAAAUGAAUUUACAGUCUCUUGAUUUAUCAAGUAAUCACCUUUCAUGCACAAUGCCAGCUAGCAUGACAUAUAUGACCUUUCUCGAGGUAUUGGACGUGUCACAUAACAACUUGUCAGGGAAAAUUCCAAGUGGUAAUCAGUUCAUUACAUUUGAGAGCUCAUCCUACAUGGAGAAUCCUCAACUUUGUGGGUCUCCUCUCUCAAAGAUAUGCUCCAUCGACGAAUUAAUUGAAGAUCCACAUUGUAGCAAUGAAAACGAAGAUGGAGAAAUCAAGGCAUUCAAAAAGAAGGGCACGAUGGCUUCAAAAUACCUUCAUUUUAUUUAA